GAUUUACUUUUGCCAGAAAAGCCUGCAGACAAGAACUUUGAUGAAAUAGUAAGUACAUUACAGAAGCAUUUAAAUCCUAAACCACUAGAAAUAGCCGAACGGUUUCGUUUUUAUAAGAGAAAUCAGCAAGAAGGGGAGAGCAUUUUAAGUUAUAUAGCUGAGUUAAAGAAAUUAACCACGCAUUGCAAUUUUGGAAGUAACUUGGAAGAAACCUUGCGCGACAGAUUG
Paramuricea clavata is the source of this 228-nucleotide messenger RNA. Lineage: Eukaryota; Metazoa; Cnidaria; Anthozoa; Malacalcyonacea; Plexauridae. The record is from the annotation of a GenBank genome assembly.